Messenger RNA from Pipistrellus nathusii (Nathusius's pipistrelle), 5178 nucleotides. NCBI's taxonomy places the organism in Eukaryota, Metazoa, Chordata, Mammalia, Chiroptera, Vespertilionidae. The record is from the annotation of a GenBank genome assembly.
AUGGCCAGCAUCACCCAGCUGUUCGACGACCUGUGCGAGGCCCUCCUGCCGGCGGCCAGGGCUCACCUGGGCCAGCGCGGCCCGAGCCGCCGGCGGGCGAAGCAGAGCCUCAAGCGGGUGGCCUACAACGCCCUCUUCACGCACCUCUUCCAGGAGGAGCCUCCGGGGCGGCCGCCCGACCCCUCGAGGCUCCCGGUGAAGAACAAGAUCCUCAUGCUGUCAUUUGACCUGCGCGUGGGCGGCCUGGGGCCCGAGGCCGACCGCUUGGAGGCGCUGGUGGAGCAGCUCGAGGCGGCCCCUGGCUGCCCGCUGGCGGAGCUGGACUCGGCCCUGGACCUGCUGGUCCGGCUGGCGGGCACCGGGCCCCCGCAGCCACUGCCCCGCCGGCGGGACUACUUCCUGAACAACAAGCACGUGGGGAGGAACGUGCCCUACGGCGGCUACGACUGCUACGACCUGAGCGUGUUUGAGAUGGACGUGCAGUCGCUGAUCUCCAGAGAGGAGUACUUGUGCCAGGACAUGAUCCAGAAAGCGCUUCAGGUGAUGGAGGCGACGCCGGGCACCGGCCUGCCCACCGCCCGCCUCUUCUCCUACGGAGACCUUUGUGGUGACAGGUUCGAGAGAGACACCCGCGUCUCGCUGUUCGGAGCCCUCGUGCACAGCCGCACCUACGACAUGGAUGUCCGGCUGGACUUGCCCCCCGUGCCGGACAGCGCAGACCUCUCUGGGCUGGCCAUCAAGGUGCCUCAGAGCGUGGAUCCGUCUGAAGACGAAGGGUUCCAGUCGGCAUCCAAUCUGACUCCCGACUCCCAGUCUGAGCACGGCACGACCCCGGAGAUCGACCCGUGGGACGCGGUGCUCACCUAUGAGGCCAGCAGGCGGCGGUGCUGGGAGCAGGUCGGCUGCCCGCCAGGCCACAGAGAAGAGCCCUACCUUACGGAGGCGGGAAGGGACGCCUUCGACAGCUUCUGCAGGCUGUGCUGCGGGGAGCUGCAGGCGCUGGGCGGGGGCCCGCCGGCCGCGCAGCCCCUGAUGGUGCCGGAGUGCGAGCUGGUGAAGGACGUGCUGAAUGUCUUGAUUGGGGUCAUGUCGGCCACGUUUCCCCUCUGCCAGCCGGCCCAGGCCUUCGGGGUGAAGCAGGGCACCCACGUGUCGGGAACGUCGCCGGAGAGCAUCAGCAGCCUCCUCUCGGAGGUGGCCAUGUGCGGGACCCACUACGCCCGCCUGAGCCACUUCUCCCUGCAGCCCGUGCUGGACGCCUCCUGCAGCAAGGGCCUCGUGUUCCAGGCCUUCACCAGCGGCCUGAGAAGGUACCUGCAGUAUUACCGGGCGUGUGUGCUCUCCACCCCGCCCACUCUGAGCCUCCUCACCAUUGGCUUUCUCUUCAAGAAGCUGGGCCGGCAGCUCAGGUACCUGGCUGAGCUCUGUGGUGUGGGCACCUGCGGAGGAGAGUCCCAGGCCCCCUUCCCCACGGGCGUGAAGCUGCUCUCCUACCUCUACCAGGAGGCCCUGGACAACUGCAGCAACGAGCACUACCCGGUGCUGCUGUCGCUGCUCAAGACCAGCUGCGAGCCCUACACCCGGUUCAUCUACGACUGGGUGUACAGUGGGGUCUUCAGAGACGUGUACGGCGAGUUCAUGAUCCAGGUGAACCACGACUACCUGGGCUUCAGAGACAAGUUUUACUGGACCCACGGCUACGUGCUCCUCGCCAAGGAGGCCGAGGACUGUGUGCCCGCCUUCCUGAAGCACAUCGCCCACGACGUGUACGUCUGUGGGAAGACCAUCAACCUGCUGAAGCUCUGCUGCCCCCAGCAUUAUAUCUGCUGGUCCGACGUCCCCGUGCCCCGGAUCUCGGUGAUUUUCUCCCUUGAGGAGCUGAAGGAGAUUGAGAAGGACUGUGCCAUCUACGUGGGAAGGAUGGAGAGGGUGGCGCGUCACAGCUCCAUCAGCAAGGAGGAGAAGGAAUUACGAAUGGAGAUUGCGAAGCAAGAGUUAAUCGUCCAGGCCCGAGAAGCGGCGUCCAGGGUCCUGAGUGCACUGAGCGACCGGCAGAUGUCGGAACGGAUGGCCUUGGAUGCUCGGAAGCGAGAGCAGUUUCAGAGGCUGAAGGAGCAGUUUGUGAAGGACCAGGAGCGACGCCGGGCAGCCCGGCAGGAGGAGCUGGAUGAUGACUUCAGCUACGCCCGAGAGCUCCGGGCCCGGGAACGGAGGCUGCAGGCCCUGGAGGAGCAGCUGGAGAGGAAGGCGAGGCAGGCGCUGGUUGACCAUUAUAGCAAGUUGUCUGCAGAGGCAGCUCGUCGGGAGCAGAAGGCGUUGUGGAAGAUCCAGAGGCACAGGCUCGCGAGCACGCGAGCUCGCUUUCUCUUAGAAGAUGAGGAGCACAUUCAGGCCAUGCUGAGAGACGCGUCCGAGGGGAGGCCCCCAGAGCCGCCGGCGGUGUGCCCCAGUGCAUGCUCCCAGGCCUCGUCUCUGGGCCCUGGGCACCCUGAUGGAGGUGGCAGCUGUGAUUCUGGGUCUGCAGAGCAGCAUGUGGCUGCCUGGGAUGGCCUAGGCCGGCCAAGGGAGCUGAUGCCGCAGCUCCUCGCGCCCCCAGCACUGGGGGCCUGCAGCGGCUCGGAGCUGGGAGCAGGCCUGCAGCCAGGGCAGGCCCAGGGGCCGGGGCUGUUCUCUGCAGGCCUCAGUAUCCAAGAUUUCCUGACCACGGGCCCGGCUGCUAAGCAGCCUGAGGACACUGGGGUGGCCCCUGUCUUGGAGGAGGCCCUGCAGACCAUCGGUUCAGAUUUGCGUGCCUCUGCUUCAUCAGCCACAACGGGCUGCUCUGGGCCACAGGAGUACGAUUUCAGAACUGUCCUGAGGCCAGCUCUGGUCACCUCGGCCCCAGAGACCCUCCAGACUAUGGGAGGCAGCUUAGGCUGCGAGGGGCCGCAGCUGAGGGGAGACACUCACGUGUGUACGCUGGACACCAGUGUCCCAGAUGGGCAGGUGGCUCUGCCUCACCCAUGCCUACCCAGGAAUAGCCUCCCCCAGGAGGGGAGUAGCCAGGCCAUGGGGCAGCCUCUUGGGCAUGUGUCUGAGGGUAGUAGUCUCACAGGGAGUUAUACUUCUGGAACGGCCCCUUCCCGGCCACGCUGGAAUGUCCACGGACACGUGUCUGAUGCCAGCAUCAAGGUGGGGGAGAACGUGUGGGACGUGGCAUCCUCCAGGCCACACUGGAAUGCCCAUGGACACGUGUCUGAUGCCAGCAUCAAGGUGGGGGAGAACGUGUGGGACGUGGCACCCUCCAGGCCACGGUGGAACAUCCAUGGACACGUGUCUGAUGCCAGCAUCAAGGUGGGCGAGAACGUGUGGGACGUGGCAUCCUCCAGGCCACGCUGGAAUGCCCAUGGACACGUGUCUGAUGCCAGCAUCAAGGUGGGGGAGAACGUGUGGGACGUGGCACCCUCCAGGCCACGCUGGAAUGCCCAUGGACACGUGUCUGAUGCCAGCUUCAAGGUGGGGGAGAACGUGUGUGACGUGGCACCCUCCCGGCCACAGUGGAACGUCCACGGACACGUGUCUCAGUCCCACAUGAUGCUGGGAGCGCCCCUAGGGGAAACCCAGCAUGAUACACCCAGGCCCCUUCAGAGCUCCCCCGACCACAUGUCCCAGCCAGCCCUCAGCCUGGGCACCCAGAGCUCUACCUGGGAACACAGUUCACAGCUGUCGGCAGAACCGGCCGCGGCCGGCUCCUGCACGCCGGUGGCUGGCUCUGGGGAAGAAGGUGGCCUCCAGGCCCUGCCAGGUGCUGAGGCGGGAUCCAGUGCUGUGGGAGGCAGCACCUGUGAGCCAGGCCCAGGGAGGAGCGGAGACACCGAGGACAGCUCUUCCAGUCAGCCUGCAGGCUCUCAGGAAUGUGCAGCCACCCCGAGCCUAGAAGAGGAGGCGGCGGACAGGCGCCAGGACAGGGAGCAGGCCUACCUGGCAGGCCUGGUGGAGCAGUACCAGCUGGAGCAGUACCCGGACAGCUAUGAGGCCAUGUCAGAGCCUCCGGUGGCAUGCCUCCUACACCAUGGGCUUCCCCGGGCCUUCUCCCUCCCCGAAGACACCCGGGGCCCGUCGGACACGGAGGAGACCACGGAGGAGACCGCCGUGCAGCUGAGUGAGCUGCUGCCGCUGCCUGUUCUCAUGAAGCACUCGGUCACUGCGCCGCUGGCCGCCCACGUGUCCCUGGUGAACAAGGCUGCCGUGGACUACUUCUUCGUGGAGCUGCAGCUGGAGGCGCACUUCGAGGCGCUGCGGCACUUCCUGCUGAUGGAGGACGGCGAGUUCGCGCAGUCCCUGAGCGACUUGCUCUUUGAGAAGCUGGGCGCAGGGCAGACGCCCGGGGAGCUCCUCAACCCGCUGGUGCUCAACGCGGUGCUGCGCAAGGCGCUGCAGUACAGCUUGCACGGCGACUCCCCGCUCGCCGCCAACCUCUCCUUUGCCCUCAAGUUCCUGCCAGAGGCCUUUGUCCCCAACGCCCCGGACGUGCUGAGCUGCCUGGAGCUCAGGUACAAGGUUGACUGGCCCCUCAACAUCGUCAUCACCGAGAGCUGCCUGAGCAGGUACAGCGGCAUCUUCUCCUUCCUGCUGCAGCUGAAGCUCAUGAUGUGGACGCUCAAGGACGUCUGUUUUCACCUGAAGCGCACAGCUCUCGUGAGCCCCGCGGCUGGCUCCGUGCAGUUCCGACAGCUGCAGCUCUUCAAACACGAGAUGCAGCACUUCGUGAAGGUCAUCCAGGGCUACAUCGCCAACCAGAUCCUGCACGUCACCUGGUGUGAGUUCCGGGCCCGGCUGGCCACAGUGGGGGACCUCGAGGAGAUCCAGCGCGCCCACGCCGAGUACCUGCACAAGGCCGUCUUCCGGGGCCUGCUGACAGAGAAGGCGGCUCCCGUCAUGAACAUCAUCCACAGCGUCUUCAGCUUGGUCCUCAAGUUCCGCAGCCAGCUCAUCUCCCAGCCCUGGGGCCCAGCCGGCGGCCCCCACGGCGCUGAACACCCCAACUUUGCCCUCAUGCAGCAGUCCUACAACACCUUCAAGUACUACUCCCACUUCCUUUUCAAAGUGGUGACCAAGCUGGUGAACCGAGGCUACCAGCCCCACCUGGAGGACUUCCUGCUGCGCAUCAACUUCAACAACUACUACCAGGAUGCCUAG